UCAGCAAGGUAGAGUGGGCGCGCGGCGACUGCCAUUCCGGUCCGGAGGCGCGAGAGCUCCUGUUCGAGUCCGAGGAAACACUUCCUGAGCGUCGGGGAGAGUGGGCUGUCAUUCACUGGAUCCACCCCAGCCAAAGGACAACAGUGAACAACCACACAAUACAACUACUGACAGAUUUACUCAGGUCACCUGCUGUAUUUAUGAUGACUACACGAGGUAAAAGCGAAGGAUGCCGCAUCUGUGGUAAUGACCUGCAGGGUAACCAGAGACGAUGGUUGUAUGCAGGUCAGAACAGAAAGGGGGCACAACCUCAGACCCCAACAGACUUUUCUAGCAAGGGAAGCUUGCCCAGAUCAGCACAAAGCAGCCCAUGGGGAAGCACUUUAUCUCUCAGCUCCUCCCGUUCGCUCUCGAAUUCCCGCGGCCUGCUCACCCCUACGAAAGGAAUCGACCUGCUCAGUGUGCUGACACACAUAUUAGAGCAGCCUGUACCACGCGGGGCCGGUCAGGGGGAGUUUUUGUGUGGCAAGUGUGUGUCCGUUCUGGAGCGAGUUUUCAAGUUCGACACCGUUAUCGCCCGAGUCCGAAUGCUGUCAAAUGAGAGACUCCAGAAACUCACUCAGGAAAGGGACAAGAUUAGGCGAUGGGUGCGAAGCAUGUACGAUCAGCGACACUCUGUUAGUUCGAAAAGAAAAGAAAGCUCCAGUGAGGAUGAAGGGGACCGGAAGAAUUCGGUAGGGGAAGGAUACCGAGAAAUCCUGAGGGACAACAUGGCCCUCUCCCAGUACGAAUGGUGGUCCGAGAAAGCCGAGUCCUGUCCGUAUUUUAGGAAAACAGGGAAACGGUGUCAUCAGGGCAAGAAGUGUGAGUGUUGUGACUCCUUGAGGGUGUCCGACUCAGACUAUGAGUCCGUUUGUGGGAUUCCACGUCACUUGCCCGAUCAAGCCUUCACGUCAUUGGGCCUCUCUCGAGACAAAUCUAGCAGCAUGCCCCUUCAUUGGUUGAGCGUGCCAUCUGUCAGAUCGAGCCCCGCCUCGCUGUCUGGUUCCUGCCAUUCUUUGCGAUCUCGAUCCCGCACUACCUCCGUCCAAUCGCUGGACUCGAUAGACGGCACUGAUGUGUUUGAUUGGCAAGAGGAGCAUUCGGCCAUUAUAGACACCUUUUUCAAAGAAUUGAGGGGAAUUGAAGGAAAGCCGGUAAGGUCACCUGCUGGAAGUCGUAUUCCCGUGUUAGACAGAGGGGACGUGCAGAAUGGGAAGGAUGAGGUAGAUCUGAAAGCAGGGUUAGUGAGGGUCCUAGAUUUCAGAGAGGGGGACAAUGAGUUUGAAGAAGAGAACAACGACAUCCUGACCGAGCUAAAAGAUGACUUUAUGCCAUUACAAAGAGAGUCGUGUACGGUUAAGGUGCACCUUGCUGUGAAGCAGUUGCGUGAACAACUUGUUCAAGCUCAGGUUCGCAUCAGAACUCUUGAGGCUCAGCUCAGGGAGACCAACAAACCAGCAACCGGUGCUCCUGCCAAGCAGUUGAAGUCUCCGCAAGUGACCAGCUUAAAGAAUAAAAACGACCUCAUAGAGAGUCUCAGCCAAUCACUACACAGCAGAGAGAACGUAAUCCAGGAAUGUGUGACUUUGAUCCAGACGCUGUGUGCUGAGCAGGGAGUGGAAUCAGAGGACACCGACAAACUCAUCAAAAAACUGGCCAGUGCAGUGACCGAUACAUGCAGUGAACGUGAGGCUGUCUUGGAGGCUCAGCUGUCAGAUGCUAGCGAGAGAGAGAAAGCCCUGGAGAAACAGCUGCAGGCCGCAAGGGACGCAGGCAGAGAGCGAGACCGAGACUUCAUCACACUCAACACUGUGCUCCAGUGUAACCAGGAUGUUAUUAACCACCUGCGUGUAGAGCUUGGAGAGCGAGAGCAAGCCCAACAGGAGAUGAUGAAAGAAUGGGAAGUGUGGAAAGAGAGAGAUUCAGCCCUGACUGCACUGGUGAAGGAUAACAAAGACUACAUUUCCCAGCUUAAGGAAGCACUCGAGAGUUCAUGCAGAGAUGUGCAGGCACUCUCAGACUCUCUGAUUGGACGGGGGUUGGAAGGGGGAGGAGCUGAGUCUGGAUUGGUUAAUCAGCUGCGAGAGAAAGAAGCUCUGCUGGUGGCGAGUUUCAGAGAUAGAGAGGAGCUCAGCACCACCAUGUUGCAGGAGAUCUCAAGACUCUCCUCGGCCUUAACCGACGCUGAAAACCUCAUACUGGACCAAAGAGAAAAUCACAAACGUGCUAUCACUGCCCUAUCAGAGCGACUCAAAGACACACUUAAGGAGCUGAGAGAGAAAACCAAGGAGACGAAGGAGGCUGAACUAGGGUGGAAGAAGGAGAAUAAGGAGAGAGCUUUCGAAGAAGUAAAACUGAGGGACAAUCUUCAGAAGAGAGAUAAACUUAUAGAGCAAGUUCUUCUGGAGUUAGAGGAGCGGGAUGGCGUGUUAUCAGAGCUAAAGCACAACAUCUCUAGCAAACUUGGACCCAAGACAGCCCUCAAACACACACUGUGAGUGUGUGAUUAACACAUACUGUGAGUUUAAUUAUGCUCUGUGAAUACUGAACUGCACAAUAUAUUGUUAAUUGACUGCAAUGUCUAAAUUCUCUCAGAUGCCUUUCAAUUUGCUGCACUAAACUAACAGAAAUGAUGAUCUGCUUCAAUUCUUAUGGUAGUUCUCUAGUUUAAGAAUUUGAGAUGGGCUAAUGUGUGCAGUAAGUUGUGAAUAGUGCCAAUCUAUGUUCUGACAUAUUGCUCAAAACUGAUUUUUGGAAAGUUGAGGGUAUAUAAUGAAAUAUUAUUUUAGUUCACAUGAAUUUAUGAUUGGUCCAUUACAGGUUGCUUUAGUCAUUUUGAUUGAAUACAGCCAUAAAAUGUUCUGAUUACGUCCUACACUGUCAGAUUGUGGUUCCAAGAUUUACAUACACACAAGUGCCUUUUCAGCACUCUUACAUAAUUUGCUUAUUAAUAAUUAAGUUCCCUAGAGCCUUCAAUUGUUGUUGUUAUUAUUAUUAUUAAAUGGUUAAUUUUUUAUUGAUUAUGGCUGCUGGAUAUGUUGAAUGCUGCUUUUCUCUUAUUGUUUGAUUUACUGUAUUUUCCCCCAUGUUCUGUUCCAUGUGAUCUUUAUGUUUGUCCUGUAUUUAUAAAUGUUUUCUCAAGUUGAUUUGUUUUUGAGAUGCAGUUAUAUUCCCAACUUGGAUGUGCUAUCGUUGUUCCAGUGUAGGAAAAUCUUUUUCACAGCAGAAGGAUUUACAGACUGUCUGAAUUUUUUUUUUAAUUUUUUUUUUAUUUUCUUAUUUUAUUUGGGUAAACUGGAAUCCCCGAAACUUGAUGCAUACCUCAUAAAUCACAUUUAAAACGAAGCCUCAAGUUUGUGUGGGUUUUGCGGUUCUAGAGGUUUUCUUUUAUUAAAAGUUCUUUCUUGAGAACUCAGGGGUUUGACAAUAAAGCCUCGAAUAUUCAAA
Molecule: messenger RNA, 3489 nt
Organism: Pimephales promelas (fathead minnow)
Lineage: Eukaryota; Metazoa; Chordata; Actinopteri; Cypriniformes; Leuciscidae
Biological process (GO): centrosome cycle; positive regulation of microtubule nucleation; regulation of Golgi organization
Cellular component (GO): centrosome; Golgi apparatus
Molecular function (GO): molecular adaptor activity
Source: RefSeq, a predicted model, not a curated record